Onychostoma macrolepis is the source of this 3610-nucleotide messenger RNA. RefSeq lists its product as uncharacterized. Bases 470 to 1504 code for a protein of 344 amino acids. The transcript has 5 exons. NCBI's taxonomy places the organism in Eukaryota, Metazoa, Chordata, Actinopteri, Cypriniformes, Cyprinidae. The record is from RefSeq and is a predicted model, not a curated record.
GCCCUGAUGUUCAUAUAGCUACUGUAAAGACAAUCCACGCUAAGUUUACUGUUCAGCUCUGCUCGUCAUUGAAGCAACAGGAGAUCCCUAUAAAGGGGCGGAGCGAUUUUAUCCAAAGGAAGUAGGCUAAACGAAAUAUGGAAGUAUGGAAACUGAAAUCAAAAUGUAGCGUUUUGGAUUCUGUUGGCUACUUCUUUUUUCUUCACAGAAAAACAUCAUGCGUUUUUUAAAUGGAUGGAUGUACCACAACCUUUCAGGAUGUAUUUUAAUCGACGUACAGUAAUAGGCUCACGCACAUCGUAAUCUUAACAAAGACUAUAUAUCUGGGCUUUAACGAUACUAACAUAACAGUUGUAAUAUUAAUAGCAUCAUUAACUGUAUUCCUCGAAAUUGUCUUUGUUUUAAACUUGUGAGGCAACUUUUAAUAUCUGCUUCGACUUUCAUUUCAUUUUCAUUUUGAAAAAAGCGGAUGAGCAAACUAGCUCUACUAAAUCAUGAGGAGUUUGAUCGGAUAUGUAGGGAACUGAAUAUGAUUCAUGAAUCUUUUUUCCUCUGCCUAUGGAUUUGGCUCUCACAUGGUGUGAUUGGUGAUACAGAUGAAGUGAAGUCAGUAUCAGUGAUGGAGGGAGAUUCUGUCUCUCUAAACACUGGUGUCUCUGAAGUGCAGAGAAAUGAUCUGAUACUGUGGAUGUUUAACGUUAACAAUUCAGAGACUCUUAUCGCUCAAAUCCACAGACAGAACAUCUAUAUAGAUGACAGUGUUGUGAGAUUCAGAGACAGACUGCAGAUGGACAGUCAAACUGGAUCUCUGACCAUCAGAAACAUCAGAACUGAACACUCUGGACUUUAUAAACUACAGAUCAUCAAAGCUGGGGUCACAUACAAGAGUUUUUCUGUUGCUGUCUAUGCUCCUCUGCCGAUUCCUGUCAUCACCAGAGACACUUCAAACUGUUCUUCAUCAUCAUCAUCAUCAUCAUCAUCUGAACGUUCAUUAGUGUCCAGAUGUUCACUGCUGUGUUCAGCUGUGAAUGUGAGUCAUGUGACUCUCUCCUGGUUCAAAGGAAACAGUUUAUUGUCCAGCAUCAGUGUGUCUGAUCUCAGCAUCAGUCUCUCUCUUCCUCUGGAGGUGGAAUAUCAGGAGAAAAACACCUACAGCUGUGUGCUCAACAAUACCAUCAACAACCAGACCACACAUCUGGACAUCAGUCAACUCUUUCACUUGUGUCCAGAACUCGUGCAGCAGUCACAGUCGGUGGCGUUAUCCGUUAGUAUAGUGAUAGUACUGGUCUUGGCUGCAGUUGUGGGGGCGAUAUACUUUAACCGCAGGAAAUGCAAACAACCAAGAUCACAAGUCCAGACUUGCGAGGAAGAGGUACUUUAUGCCGAAACAACAUUUUGUGCACGCAGUGUUCACAGUACGGUAAGACACUGUAUUGCAGUGUGCAGCGAAUCUGUCUGCAGAAACCACAGAGGCCGAGAGAAAAAUAUGCGCUUGCACAUGUAACGAAGCAGAAAAUGUGCCAUCCUGUGCUGAUGUCAGUGUUUGUACUUAUUUGUCUGUGCAUUAUUUGGCCUUUAAAUCAAUAUAAACCACUUAAUGUCUGCUUAUGCUUGCUCUGUUUCUGUUUAGGCUUCAAUUGUACAUGAAGGCACAGUGCAACAUCAGAUAACUUGAAAAACUCGUUUCUUCUUUUGUUCUUGUUAUCAUUUCUUAGAUCUAGUAGAGUUUAGGAAGAGUGGAGGUUGUAGUUUUACUGAAUGCCAUGAUUUAUGCCUCUGAAAAGCCACAGGCAUCUGUAGCAGACACACAGACAGUGAUGAAUAGUCAUUGAAUCACAAAAGCAUUUAUUGUCAACCCUGACGAUUCAAUGGCAGCUGAAUGAAAGGCAGGAAGGCAGUGCCGGAAAUGCCAGUUGAUGUUUUGCAGCUCUACCAGUGAUUAACAAUGAACAAUGAACAGACAAAAAUGUGUUUUUAAAAUCACCAAAAAGCCCCAAAAUGUCCUUCAAAAGCCAAAAUCCAUGCUCUGUUUGAAGUCUCCCCUUUGUGGUAGAAAUUGUGCGUGUACAACUUGCCAGUAUUUAAGAAAGUUAUUUAAAACGAUCAAAUCAAACAUCAUGCUUUUGCUAUCAUGUCCUGUGCUUGUAAUUGUCUUUGUAUUCAACUGUUGUCUUUGAGCCGAUUUAUAGUGUUUAUAGUCAAGAACAUGACCAGACUGCUGGUAUAUAUGUGUACACACAAAGACUAUUUAUAUACAUAUAAAAAUACACACAUUGUUUUACAUGUUUUAAUUCCUGAUAUUCAUGUUUCGUUUACUUUUAGAAACCCAAUGAAGAAGACCACAUCAUAUACUCCAGUGUUAAUGCAAAAUGACGUGAUCAGCGGUAUUGCCAUUUUUGGGUGAUUAAUAUGAAACUGGCAUGAAAAAGUAAUUUUCAAGUAUUAACUUCAGGGUAAAUUAUCUCAAAGUACAGAGCAUACAUUUUCAGAUAGUGACAAACUGUUCACAGUUAUGGACACAAGGGACUGAAACCUAGUGUUUCAGUGUCCUCAGUAUUUGAUCACUAUUUCAGUAUCAGUAUUUUCUCUGGCUUACACUAACAUUCCAUGUCAUAGACUGUCAGUGAAUACAUUAACAUCCUAUACAUGUAUUAUUCAUUUCUCUGGAAUACUUGUUUUUGAUUGGUCAGUUGGUAUUCAACAGUCAAAUAUUUCUAUAUAAUCUCCACUCACGUGGGUAAGUCUGACAACUGACAACCCAUCUGUGAAGUCGAAUAGAUAUGUUUUAAUGGAUUAUACCUAGUGUUACAUUAGAUCUUCAGUGUUUGCCAUGUGUGCUUUCCAACUUGCUGUUACUUGUUCUGCGGGUAGUUUAUCUGUUAGACAAGACAUGUUCAUGCAAGCUCAGCUGGAAUCUUUCUCUUAUACUCUGUUAAAACAUUCACAGUAGACACAAGUCUAAACAAAAGCCUUAUGUAUUUUUUCUACUAUCAGCCCUUUUAAAAUGUGCUAACUCGAACUAUUUUUGUAUAUUUUAUUGUUGAUUUUUGUAUAAUUUCUUAACACUUCUAAAAAGUAUUAUGCAUUUAUACUUUGUAUUAAAAUUCCUAUUUUGUACUAUUGUACCAGCACUUCUAUAUAAGGAGAUGAAAGUCAGUGUAAGAUUCAUAUGAACAGUUUGAAUUUAUCUACACAUUCUGAUAAUAUGUUCUGGACCAUCUGUGUUUGUGGUGCCAUCAGCCAAUCAACAUUGUAAGGAUUUUUUUUAUUUCCUGCAACUCCAGAAUGGCUAGUCAGAUGACAUUUACAGCACUGUGAUUGAAUUUGAACGGUUAACCGUCUUCAGUUAUUAUAUAGACUUCAAACAGAUUAGAUCCUGAAUGUUCGGCGCCCAUUUUAAUCCAACUCUAACCAACCAGCUGUUACUUGUCUGCAGUUAGUUGUUCAGAUUGUCAGACAGGACAUGUUUGUGCAACUAAUACAUUUUAGCUCAACAGAAAAUGUUGUGUACAGCAAUAAGAAAAAGUUUACUAAUAUUGUUUUCUGUAUGUUUAAUACUAUGUGAACAACACCUUUUUCAACAUUCAUAUAUUAAACUAUCUAAAACAGC